Molecule: messenger RNA, 492 nt
Organism: Rodentolepis nana
Lineage: Eukaryota; Metazoa; Platyhelminthes; Cestoda; Cyclophyllidea; Hymenolepididae
Source: the annotation of a GenBank genome assembly
AUGAAUUUGACCAGAAUCAAGAAAGACUUGAUAGACUUAGAAAAAUUAAAUCAGGACUCAAAAACAAACUGUUCGGCUAGUCUAGUAAACGGUGAUAUUAAACACUGGCAAGGAAUCAUCAUCGGACCGGAUGGUACUCCUUAUGAAGGCGGUGUUUUUCGCUUGAAUAUUCGCUUUCCAUCAAAUUAUCCUUUUGAACCACCACAGAUUACUUUCAAAACUAAAAUCUAUCAUCCAAAUAUAAAUUCAAAGGGACACAUUUGCCUGGAUAUUCUCAAAGAUCAAUGGUCACCAUCGCUUACAAUGUCCAGUGGUAAUAAGCUAAUUCAACGUCAAUUGCUUUUACUUUCAAUUUCUUCAAUCUUGAACGAUCCCAAUUUGGAUAAUCCAUUGAUGACGGAAAUAGCCCGAAUGUAUAAGUUAAACAGGGAGAAGUACGUCGAAAUUGCAAGAAAUUGGACGCAGAAAUAUGCCACUGGAGGUGGAGAGUAA